AUGGCGUGGUCCAAAGCAACCCGCAUCGCCGUGAUGCUUGCAAUCGAUCUGGCAUUUUUCUUCCUCGAACUCGCUGCUGGAAUCUACGUCGGUUCCCUGGCCCUCAUGGCCGACGCCUUCCACAUGCUCAACGACGUCAUCUCCCUUGUUAUCGGCCUCUGGGCUGUCCGUGUCGCGCAAAAUAAAUCUACCGACAAGUUCUCCUACGGCUGGCUGCGCGCCGAGAUCCUUGGCGCCUUUUUCAACGCCGUCUUCCUCAUCGCCCUAUGCGUAUCCAUCCUUCUCGAGGCUCUCGGCCGCUUCGUCGACCCUCCCACCAUCCAAAACCCUCAGCUGAUUCUCAUCGUCGGUUCUCUGGGCCUCGCAUCUAACUUCGCAGGCUUCUUCGUCCUCGGCGGCCACAGCCACGGCCAUGGCCACGAUGACGACCACGACCACGACCAUGACCACGACCAUUCCCACAACGACGCGCACUCGCACUCGCACUCGCACUCGCACGAUCACGCUCAUGCUCACGAUGCCACCCGCGAGGCAGAAGAGGGCCGUCACAUCAGCUUCGACGACAGUCGUGAGGACGUCGGUGGGGUUCCUGCACGCCUCAAGACACACAGGCGCCGUCCCAGCAGCAACCGCCACAGUCGCCUCACUAAUAUUGAUGACAUGUCGUUCCACCCUGCUAGCUUCCGCCAGGAGAUAAUAGCUGCCAGCCGACCCGUUGAGGUCUCGGACGAUGAAUCCGCCACCGACAACGAGAACGACGACACCAAUGACAACACGCCCCUUAUCAGCGACCGCACCAGCGCUGGUCAUCAAGGCCAGUACGGGAGCACCGGGCACUCUAACGGCCAUGGACGCUCGCGUAGGGACUCUGUCCUGCACGACCACCACAACCACAACAAACCUAGGGAAGCGCAAAAGAGCGGCGGUCACAGCCAUAACCACGCAGACAUGGGCAUGCAGGCCAUGAUUCUGCACGUCAUCGGCGACGCUCUGGGUAACGUCGGCGUCAUAGUGACCGCCCUUAUUAUCUGGAAGACGGAGUGGCCCGGCCGCUUCUACGCCGACCCUGCCGUCUCGCUUUUCAUCACCUGCAUCAUCCUGCGUUCUUGCAUCCCGCUGACCCUCGCCACGGCCAAGAUCUUGCUCCAGGCGACGCCCGAUCACAUCAACAUUGGCGACAUCAAGGCGGACAUCCAGGACUUGCCAGGAGUGGUCUCAUGCCACCACGUGCACAUCUGGCAGCUCUCCGACACCAAGCUCGUCGCGUCCAUGCACAUCCAGGUCUCUUUCCCUAUUAGCGAAGAAGGCGGCGAAAAGUACAUGAAGCUGGCCAUGCGUGCCCGGAGCUGUCUCCACGCCUACGGCAUCCACAGCGCUACCAUCCAGCCCGAAUUUUACCUGGACGACGCCCAAUUCGCCCGUUCCGAUAUGGCCGCAUCUGAUGCCGCCACGGCCUGCGGGACUGUUGGUACAGAAUCCGUGUGCCUGCUAGAGUGUGUCGAUGACUGCGUGGGUCAGGGCUGCUGCUCCGAUGCCGGGGCCAAGUCACCCCCGGGCAGUAGCCAUUCGGGGUCCGGUGGCGCCCACAACCACGGUCAUGAUCACCGCCACUAG
Molecule: messenger RNA, 1614 nt
Organism: Pyricularia pennisetigena
Lineage: Eukaryota; Fungi; Ascomycota; Sordariomycetes; Magnaporthales; Pyriculariaceae
Exons: 1
Coding region: 1-1614 (537 amino acids)
Biological process (GO): zinc ion transmembrane transport; intracellular zinc ion homeostasis
Cellular component (GO): membrane
Molecular function (GO): zinc ion transmembrane transporter activity
Source: RefSeq, a predicted model, not a curated record